This is a messenger RNA of Phytophthora infestans T30-4, 1842 nucleotides long. RefSeq names its product acyl-CoA dehydrogenase/oxidase. Lineage: Eukaryota; Oomycota; Peronosporomycetes; Peronosporales; Peronosporaceae. Bases 1 to 1842 code for a protein of 613 amino acids. The record is from RefSeq and is a predicted model, not a curated record. Gene Ontology annotation, biological process: lipid homeostasis; fatty acid beta-oxidation using acyl-CoA oxidase. The transcript is spliced from 4 exons. Gene Ontology annotation, cellular component: peroxisome. Gene Ontology annotation, molecular function: FAD binding; fatty acid binding; acyl-CoA oxidase activity.
AUGUCUUCCGGUCGCCUCGAUGCGGAGCGCAGCGGGAGCCCUGUGCCUGCUCGCGAGCUCGCGUUCGUGUUGCACAAGAGCAAGCGCAACGUAGAGAGGCUGGAGCGUUUGGAGCAACUACUACUCCAAGACCCCUUGUUCAACCACGAAAAGAUGAACUACCUUACACGUGGGGAACAGUACAAGCGUGCUCUGCAGAUGUCGGCUCGCGUGGAAAUCCUGGCACGUCGCAACCGAUUGAGUGAGGAGGACACGGAGCAACUGCGUCUCAUAUUCCAAGGCACCACGAGCUGCGCGGCGGCAACGACUCUGCACACGCUCAUGUUCAUCAAGAAUCUGGGGCUGCUCUUUACUGAUGAGCAGCAGACGCGCUGGAUGGAGAUGGCCCAGCAGUGGCGCAUGGUCGGAUGCUACGCUCAGACGGAGCUUGGCCACGGCUCCAACGUGCGUGGGCUUGAAACGACGGCCACGUAUAUCCCUGAUACCGACGAGUUCGAGAUCCACUCACCCACCUUGACGUCUAUGAAGUGGUGGCCCGGUGCGUUGGCCCGUACCGCCAACUUUGGAGUGGUGUAUGCACGACUGCUGCUAGGUGGCAAGGACUACGGCGUGCACAACUUCAUGGUGCAGCUACGUGACCUGGAGACGCACGACGCGAUACCUGGUGUGACUUUGGGCGACGUUGGUCCGAAGAUCGGAUUUAACAGCGUGGACAAUGGAUAUUGCAAGUUUAACCGCGUUCGGAUCCCACGUCUGAAUAUGGGCAUGCGGUUCGCGACGGUAACCGAGGAGGGCAAGUACGCGAAGAACUCGGAUGUACCUCAGGAGGUGUUGUACUUCACGAUGCUACAGACACGUAUGGUUUUCAUCCGAUCUGCGGGUAUCAAUCUGGCGAAGGCGUGUACUAUCACAAUCCGCUACUCGGCUGUUCGCCAGCAAGGUUACGAUGCCAAUAACCCCAAGACGAAGGAGGAAUUGAGUGUGUUGGACUACCAGACGCAGCAGUACCGACUGUUCCCGCUCCUCGCAGCCGCGCAUGCGGUGGCCAUGGCUAUCUGCUUUCAAGUGAUUUUGCUGGGAGACGCUGCACAGACGGUCACCACCGAAGGUGACAACCUUGUGCUUUCCAUUCAGACUACUCGCGCUCUGCUGAAGAUUUUAGCUUCGUACCAGGAAACCGGAAAGGUGCCAGAACCUAUGACAUUCUUGGCAAACAUCGACAAGUUGCCGAAUGCAGCCCCUCGCACCCAGAAGCAAUGGCUUGACCCGCAGACCUACGUAGAAGCGUUUGAGCAGCGGUUCCUGUACCAGCUUCGUACCUUCGUACAGAAGAUUUCAACUGCAUCGUCUGUCACUGCUGGUUUGCAGAACAACUCGAUGGACACGCUGAAGCUGACCAACUCAUAUGCCAAUUUGGUGAUCGUCAAGACUUUUGCUGAAGCUGUCGAGACUCCGUCGACACUCACUUCGGAGUAUCUGUCGUCUCCGGCUAUUCUGAAUGUUGUGCGUCUAUUGUGCCACUUGUUCGCACUCACGCAACUUGAAGCCACCGCCGGAGAGUUCAUGGAGAGCGGAUGUGUAUUCCCUAGUGAUAUGGCGAUCAUCCGAGCCAACAUCGAGGAGCUACUCAAGCUUAUCCGUCCGCACGCUGUGACGCUAGUAGACGGCUUCAAUUUCUCCGACCACAUGCUGAACUCGACUCUGGGUCGAUACGAUGGGAACGUGUACGAGGCUUUGUACGAGUCAGCACAGCACGAUCCUCUCAACCACUCGUCGGACAAGGUGGCCUUGCACGAGUUGCUACGUCCCAUCCGUGACGAGAUCUCAAAGUCGAGACUGUAG